AUUAAGAUCCGAUAAGCGGCCGAAUCUAAACCGGAUCCCAAACCCGUUAAAGUGAUUUCGAGGUCUAUAAAUACAAGUAACUAGACCUCUUGCGAUUCAUCUUUGCGCGUCUUCCCCAAAUCGUUCAAGGCUCCUAAAAAGAUUUGAGCUCGUUGUCUCGGAAAAGCAAAAAAAAACCUAGCAUAUUCUAGAUUCCCCAUUUUCAACAGCUAAGGUUCAUGUCUGAUCUUGACACCCAGAUUCCCACUCGCUUUGAUCCUUUCGCUGAGGCGAAUGCUGAGAACUCUGGUGCUGGUGCCGGGUCAAAGGAGUACGUACAUGUGCGCACACAGCAGAGAAACGGAAGAAAGAGCCUGACCACUGUGCAGGGGCUGAAGAAAGAAUUCAGCUACAGUAAGAUACUCAAGGACCUCAAGAAGGAAUUCUGCUGCAAUGGUACUGUUGUUGAGGAUCCAGAGUUGGGUCAGGUCAUUCAACUCCAAGGUGAUCAGCGGAAGAAUGUUGCUACUUUUCUAGUUCAGGCUGGCAUUGUGAAGAAGGAUAACAUCAAGAUACACGGUUUCUAAAGGGGCAAUUCAAGCGUUAUUAGUCUAUAUAUAUUCAGUCUAAGUAUUAGGUUCAUGUUCUAUGUGCAUCUUAGCUAAGAAGCGAUGUUACAUUUGGUUGUCUUUUCUUUUCAUUUUUCUUAUGCAAGUUAUGCCUGGAUUUUAAGUAAUUGUUACCUUAAUUUGCUUGUCAUAGAAUGAAUGACCAUGCAUUGCAUUGGCUUCAGGUUA
Messenger RNA from Dioscorea cayenensis subsp. rotundata (Guinea yam), 776 nucleotides. Its product is annotated as protein translation factor SUI1 homolog. Gene Ontology annotation, biological process: translational initiation. The coding region runs from base 219 to 566 and encodes 115 amino acids. The record is from RefSeq and is a predicted model, not a curated record. The transcript is spliced from 5 exons. NCBI's taxonomy places the organism in Eukaryota, Viridiplantae, Streptophyta, Magnoliopsida, Dioscoreales, Dioscoreaceae. Gene Ontology annotation, molecular function: RNA binding; translation initiation factor activity.